CGGAUUUAAAUGAAAAGCAAUUUUGUUUUAGUUUAUAUCCAAGCCUGAUUGAACUUUAAUAUUCAGAUCACUUGAACUUGGUAUGUAUUAUGCAAUCUUUGAUCUGUUCUUAAUUGGUCUGAUCCAAAUUUGAAUCCGAGCCUUCCAUAAGCGAUGCAUUAUAACCAGAAGAAGGCGAAUGAGAUUCUUAGUACUGAAAUAAUUUAUGAAAAAAUGAAAAAGAAGAAGAGUCCAACGAGCCAAACUAAUAAAAUAAUAAAAAGAUAAGAGAGAGAGAGAGACGCGUUUAUGUCACAGGAUAAAGAACAUCGAAAAAGCCCCAGAACAGAAGCCAAAGGACACGUGCAGAAGAGGGAAGGCGAGUACAAGGGUUUCAAAUUUAGUGCGGACUAGGAGUGGAUUUGGUCACAAUAAAAACAAGGCUUUGGAAUUAGAAGCCAAGACUGCUCACUUUCUUCUUCUUCUUCUUCUUCUUCGUAGCCGGUGGUCACGUCAGGUCAGGGCAUUAGGUCAAGCUCUGAACCAGUUGGAAAUUUGAUGACAGGGUAAAGUUGGUGAAGAAACUGUGGCUUGGAGUGAGUGCUAUGAGUCUACAAUCGAGAUAGUGGCGUUUCCAGUACAUUUUCUAUCUUGGGAAGGGUACAUGCUGAAAAGACUACAUUGUGAAAUGAGUGUCAGAAACUUGGGAUAAGAGCAAGACCAGUCCUAUUUUUUUUUGAGUUCUACUUUCAGAAGUUUCAUUCGUGAUUGGAAAGAUGGUUGAGGGGCCAAAAUUUACUGGAUUUAUAGGAGGAAAUAGCAACGGUGAUAACAAUUUUUAUGAUUUCACUCAAGGGUUUUACCAAAAACUUGGUGAGGGUACAAACAUGUCCAUUGACAGUUUGCAGACAAGCAAUGCCGGUGGCUCUGUCUCUAUGUCGGUGGACAACAGCAGUGUGGGAUCCAACAAUUCUUUGACUCACAUUUUAAGCCACCCAGGUUUGAAGACUGUGAGCCAUAACUACUCUGUGGGUCAAAGUGUAUUCCGUCCAGGUAAGGUGACCCAUGCUCUUAAUGAUGAUGCUUUAGCUCAAGCUUUGAUGGAUCAUAGGUAUCCAACUGAAGGACUGGAGAAUUAUGAUGAGUGGACGAUUGAUUUGAGAAAACUUAACAUGGGUACUGCUUUUGCUCAAGGGGCCUUUGGAAAGAUAUAUAGAGGAACAUACAACGGGGAGGAUGUUGCGAUUAAGAUAUUGGAGAGGCCUGAGAAUAGUCCAGAGAGGGCACAAGUUAUGGAACAACAGUUCCAGCAGGAAGUCAUGAUGCUUGCAACACUUAAGCAUCCAAACAUAGUGCGGUUCAUUGGAGCAUGCCGUAAGCAAAUGGUUUGGUGUAUUGUCACAGAGUAUGCUAAGGGAGGGUCAGUUCGACAAUUUCUAACAAGAAGGCAAAAUCGGGCGGUGCCACUUAAAUUGGCUGUUAAGCAGGCACUGGAUGUGGCCAGGGGGAUGGCAUAUGUGCAUGGACUUGGAUUUAUUCAUAGAGAUUUGAAGUCAGAUAACCUUCUUAUAUCUGCGGAUAAAUCUAUAAAGAUUGCAGAUUUUGGUGUAGCUCGAAUUGAGGUGCAAACAGAGGGAAUGACACCAGAGACAGGAACAUAUCGUUGGAUGGCUCCAGAGAUGAUCCAGCAUAGGCCUUAUACACAAAAAGUGGAUGUCUAUAGCUUUGGGAUUGUCCUUUGGGAGCUCAUCACAGGUUUGCUGCCCUUCCAGAACAUGACUGCAGUACAGGCAGCAUUCGCUGUGGUGAAUAAAGGUGUAAGGCCAGUCAUUCCAAAUGACUGCCUCCCUGUGCUUAGUGACAUCAUGACCUGCUGCUGGGACACCAACCCAGAAGUUCGUCCACCCUUCACCGAGAUUGUCAGAAUGCUUGAGAAUGCUGAAACCGAGAUCAUGACUACAGUGCGCAAGGCUCGCUUCAGGUGUUGCAUGACUCAACCAAUGACGGUGGAUUGAUCCAGAACAGAAGACCAAAGAAGACAUGGUUAAAAAAGGACAUAAAAGAUAAACAGAAGCAGUAAGAAUUUUACUUAUAAGUUUGUGUAUGUAUCUAUACUUUCUUUAAAUAUUUGAGAUAGGGAUAAGUUAACUUUUAUACUGAUGGUUUCUGGAUAUCGACAACAAUUGUAAUGGAUUAUUGGUGUUGAAGUAGUUUCCCAGAUCUAGUAGAAGGGAGCUUUUAUGUAUAUGGAGCCUGCCAUUUUCAUUGAGGUUGUAUUGUUCUGUUUUUUCAUAACAGGCGCAGGUUCAUUAUGUUGGAUCAAUUAUACUAUGAUUCUGACCUUCUUCGAAGAAAAGUCAUUUGUUUGGA
Mangifera indica (mango) is the source of this 2349-nucleotide messenger RNA. Its product is annotated as serine/threonine-protein kinase STY13-like. Gene Ontology annotation, molecular function: protein kinase activity; ATP binding. Gene Ontology annotation, biological process: protein phosphorylation. The transcript has 4 exons. The record is from RefSeq and is a predicted model, not a curated record. Bases 756 to 1994 code for a protein of 412 amino acids. Lineage: Eukaryota; Viridiplantae; Streptophyta; Magnoliopsida; Sapindales; Anacardiaceae.